This is a messenger RNA of Periconia digitata, 1689 nucleotides long. The record is from the annotation of a GenBank genome assembly. Lineage: Eukaryota; Fungi; Ascomycota; Dothideomycetes; Pleosporales; Periconiaceae.
AUGCCCUCCUCGUAUUCAUUCGGGCUCCGGGGUGCGAUCUGGUCUAACCGACUUUCGAGGUUCAAGUCGGCUGCUCGGUCGUCGUGUGCCGGGCACACUGCACAAUGCAUACAUACCCUUGAGUGUCAGUCAGCCUUGGUGUUGGGGUCACCAAAGGAUUCCAACGCUUUUCAUCCAAGCUCGCAAUCACGCACCACAUCGGUUAGCCGUGACGACAUGACUCUGCCUUUGCUCGCCGUCUGGGGCGCCAUCGUAUAUGCACUGAUUGCAUUGUACAAACUUGCAACGCACCCCCUCCGCAACGUGCCUGGCCCGUGGCAGGCUCGCAUUACCCGGCUUUGGGAACUCAGCCAGGUCCGCGCCAACCACUUUGAGCAUGUCAAUAUUAAUCUGCAUGCCACAUACGGUCCCAUCGUCCGCACCGCCCCCAACAGGUACAGCCUCAACUGCCCUGAAGCUGUACAGCAACUCUAUGGUCAUGGCUCAAAGUUCAUCAAAGACCGCUGGUAUCGUGCAUACGGUCAUCCAGAAGAUGCUCAUGCAGACAUCUUCUCCGUCAUUGACGAGCGCCGCCAUGCAGUCAACAGGCGCAAAGUGGCUUCGCUGUUCAGCAUGACCUCGUUGGUAGCAUACGAGCCCUACGUCGAUACCUCUAAUGCCACCCUCGUGGCUAAGUUUGUCGAGUUUGCUGCAACAAACGAAGUCAUCAGCAUUCCAGAUUGGAUGCAAUACUACGCCUUUGAUGUCGUGGGCGAGUUCACUGUCGGUCGUCCCUUUGGCAUGAUGCGCACGGGCGGGGACAUCCUAGGUAUCCUGGACACCAUUCAUCAGAAUCUGGCGUACAGCUCUCGAAUGUGUCUCUUCAACGAGCUACACGCCUGGCUGGGACUUGUCAACCACACUCUAGGCCAUCGUAGCGCUUUUGAAGACAUCAAUGAUUACGUCAAGGCUCGCCUUGCGGAGCGCCAGCGCCAAAACUCGUCGUUGGAGGGGCUGGACAAGACCGAGGUCCGCAGCGACUUCAUCCAGAAACUCCUCAAUUUGCACGCCCAAGGUAAGAUUGACGAUGCUGACGUCUUCAACACCAUCAAUGUGAACAUAGCUGCUGGCUCCGAUACCACGAGUCUUACGUUGAGUGCUGCCAUCUACUACCUGUGUCGCUCCCCUAACAGUGCUCGAAAACUGUAUGACGAGAUUGAUGACUUCGCUUCGCAAGGCAAGCUAUCGAACCCAGUCACGUUUUCCGAGGCACAGCAAAUGCCCUAUCUACAGGCUGUUAUCAAGGAGACUUUCAGAGUCCAUCCUGGUGUGGGAUUUCCAUUACCUAGAGUGGUACCUUCAGGUGGCGCUGAGAUUGCUGGCACCUUUUUUCCUGAGGGAACGGUCGUAGGCAUGAACGCAUGGGUCCUACAUCGCAACGAGGCCGUCUUCGGUUCCGAUGUAGACGUCUUCCGUCCGGAGCGAUGGCUUGGGCCCAAGGAUGACGUUGCCUCCAUGGAAAGAAACUUAUUCACUUUUGGCGCUGGCUCGCGCACUUGCAUAGGCAAGAACAUCAGUUUGUUGGAAUUGACAAAAUUGAUUCCGCAACUGUACCGGCAAUUCAGCUUUGAGCUUCAAGGCGGUGAAUGGGAAACUGAAAAUGUAUUCUUCGUGAAGUCGAAGUUUCAGUGUAAAGUUGUUUCGAGAUAG